AUGGCAUCCACCGGCAACGCCUCGUUUGCCGAUUACGCCGCGGAGUUUGCAGAGUUUGCGGGCCGCGGCGGGCUUGGAUAUGGUUGGGCAUCCUGUUUCGCCGACGCCUCCGAUUAUCUCUUCGCCGGUGGAUACGCAUGUGAUGGGUGCUUCUUCCCCAGCAGACGCCGCUUCGCCCAUGUUGGGUGUCGCGGCUGGGCGUUCAUCUCCAUCCUGGAGAUCCUCGGUCAAUCCUGUGAACGGCAUCCUCGCGGCCUCUUGGAGCUUUGCGAGCCCGUCAGAGCCGAAGCUUUCCGACGCCGUCUCCAGGGCCGACGCCUUUCGCUCCUGGCGAGAGGGCUGACACCGUGUGCGAGCGCCGGUCAGCCAGGUCAUGGUCAUCCAUCCUCGGGGAUCGGUUUUGCGUGUCAUGGGGCGCCUGAGCGGCUUUUGGAUCCUGCCAUUUUGGGAGUGCCGGAGGUCAACGAGGCGGCGCUUCAGCAAGCCCGGGAUGCCGCAUCGCGGCUGAAGGACACUCAGAGCAAAAGGAUGGGGUCAGCAGAUGCCAAGCAGAAGGUCCAAUCUGUUGUUGAUCAGUCCCAGACGGUCAAGGAUUACGCCGCUGCAGGUUCUUCUCAAAGCCAGCUGCUGUUCGUUUUGAUCGUAGUUUGCGUGUCGGUGCUCGGCGCCAUGUUCUUCAACCGGAUGCGAUAUUACGAGAAGAAACACUUUAUUUGA
Molecule: messenger RNA, 717 nt
Organism: Symbiodinium sp. CCMP2592
Lineage: Eukaryota; Dinophyceae; Suessiales; Symbiodiniaceae
Source: the annotation of a GenBank genome assembly